AUGGCUGAAGCGAAGGCGGCGGAGAUCAAGAAGCUGGGCGUGAUAGGCGCAGGGCAGAUGGGCCUGGGAAUCGCUCUGGUUGCUUCCCGAGUGGCCGGCGUUCCCGUCACGGUGGUCGACAGCUCCCAACAAGCCCUCGACAAGGGUCUCUCCUUCGCCGACAAGUUGCUCAAGAAAGACGUCGAGAAGGAGCGCAUCAACCAGCAGGAUGCCGACGCUGCCAGGCAACGCUUGACUCCCUCCACCAAGAUGGAAGACCUGAGCGAUGUCGACAUGGUCAUUGAAGCGGUGCCGGAAAAGGUCGAGCUGAAGCGCUCCAUCUUCGCCCAGUUGGCCAAGAUCUGCCCUCCUCACGCCAUUCUCGCAACCAACACCUCCUCCAUCUCAAUCACCCUCAUCGCCGCCGCAACCACCUCCGACCCCACCGACCUCUCGGCCAGCUCGAGAGUGGUCAGCACACACUUCAUGAACCCCGUGCCCGUGCAAAAGGGCGUGGAGAUUAUCACCGGCCUUCAGACUUCCCCAGAGACCCUCGCCACCGCCGUGGAAUUCUGCAAGCGCAUGGGCAAGAUCCCCUCCGAAUCCGCCGACUCUCCCGGCUUCCUAGCCAACAGAAUCCUCAUGCCGUACAUCAACGAGGCAGUCAUCUGUCUCGAGACGGGCGUCGGCGACCGAGACAGUAUCGACAGCAUCAUGAAAAACGGAACGAAUGUACCCAUGGGCCCGCUGCAACUCGCCGACUUCAUUGGCUUGGAUACUUGUCUGAGCAUCAUGGAGGUUCUGCACACCCAGCUCGGCGACAGCAAAUACCGGCCGAGUGUGAGGUUAAGGCAGAUGGUGGACGCUGGGUGGCUCGGAAAGAAGAGUGGACGAGGCUUUUAUGAGUAUUGA
This is a messenger RNA of Neohortaea acidophila, 891 nucleotides long. RefSeq names its product 3-hydroxyacyl-CoA dehydrogenase. The record is from RefSeq and is a predicted model, not a curated record. Lineage: Eukaryota; Fungi; Ascomycota; Dothideomycetes; Mycosphaerellales; Teratosphaeriaceae. The coding region runs from base 1 to 891 and encodes 296 amino acids. The transcript has a single exon. Gene Ontology annotation, molecular function: NAD+ binding; oxidoreductase activity, acting on the CH-OH group of donors, NAD or NADP as acceptor. Gene Ontology annotation, biological process: fatty acid metabolic process.